GAAAAAAGUUGGAAAAAACCAUAGUGAAAAAUGGCGGCCAAGUCAAAGAAGCGGCUGUCUAAAAUUGAAAAUAAGCUGUUAAAAUUAGAAAAAUUAGAAUUAAAAGAUGUAUUUUGUUCGAUUUGUCAAUCUAUUUUAAUAGAACCCGUAACCUUGCCGUGUUUUCAUGAUUUUUGUCAACGUUGUUUCAAUGGUAGCAUAGAAAAUAAUGCUUUGUGUUGUCCGCUGUGUCGAUUGCGAAUUGGAUCUUGGCUGAGAACAGCAACAAAACAAAAGAAUUUGGUGAAUGUUGAACUUUGGAAUUUUAUCCAAUCGAAAUUUCCACAAGAAAUUGAAAUCAAAACUAAAGGCGAAGACAUCCAUUUGCCAGAAGACAUCCCCUUACCUAGGUUAAGUGAGCCUGGCGAAAUAAGGUCAGAAUAUGAGGCUGAAUUGAAACGCUUAAGGGCUGAGCGAGUAAGAUUAGAGCAAAGACACAUACAGGAAACUGAGUUAUUAAUCAAGAAAAUUCAAAGUGAAGAAGAAGAAGCACAUAAAAGGUACCUAGAAAAUAUAAAAAGAGAUGAAAUUUUAGCUCAGCAAAUGCAACAAGAUCAUUCUGAUCAUGUGCCGCCACAAAACACACCUAGGAGACCACUCAACAAUAAGCCUACUGCAGCAAAACCUAGACUGAAACCUACCAAGAUAGAUAAUUAUUUAUCUAAACUACAAAUACCCACCACUAAAGAUAACCUUCAAAUAAAUAAUGAAUCCAAUGAUAAUGUAAAUUCUGAUGAGUCCACACCCAAAACUCCGAUAGUCAAGCCCAUAAAUGGGACUUCACCAGAAAUGGUUCCCAGUUAUGGAAAAUUAAUGAAGAACUUUAUGGAUAAAAAAAAUAAACUUGGUCCUGGCUUAUGGAAUAAAGAAAAUGGAGAAAAUGUUAAAGAAAAGAAAGACGAUCCAAAAGUAGGUGAUAAAGAAGUAAGUAACACAGAAGACAAGGUUAAAGUAAAGGGCUCUGUUCCUUCUUUGCUUGUGUCUUUGCCUCUGCCAUAUACAGGAAUACUCCAACACAAAAUUAAUUUAGCUGAAAAUAGAAAUGUUGAGACUGGAAGUGUAGACUCCAUGCGACAGGAGUUAUGCUAUUUCAAACCUAUUGAAUCUACAACUCCUACAAGUUUUAAUAUGGGCAAGAACCUACCACUUCGAGUACCAGGACUUCGUAUAGAAAAGGAGUCACUAUCAUCUAGUAAUGAACCAGUACCAAUAACUCGGGCGCAAUACUUAGAAGGACUUUGUCGCCUCAGGAACUUAUCAUUAGCUAAAAAUUUGCCAUCAGCCUUUGUUAUUGCCCUAAAUAUUCUGAAAGUUCAAAAGGAACACACUGGGAAAUGUGAUACUAUGAGAUCGAAGGUUAAGAAAACUGCAUCUACUAGUCCUUGUGUUGCACCUUUACCAAUCAAGAAAAAUCCUAAUAGAAAUAAACAAACAAUUCAUAUUGAUGGCAUAAAUAAAUUAAAUAAUGAAAGUAAUCUUAGACGCACCCGCUCCAUGGGCAGCAUUUCAAAAGAUGAAAAUGAAACAACACCUAAGAAAGGUAAAAUAAAACAAAGGAAAGUAUCGUCUGAGAGGAAGCCAUAUUUACGAAGUGAUUCCAAAAAGUCAAGUACCAAAAAAGAAACAACCAGUCCAUUAAUUUCUGAAACAAUAAAUAACAAUAAAGUCAAUUUAGCUGUAAAAAAUUUGUCUAGUCCACUAAAAAAUUGUGAUGUUAAGAAAAUAUUGGAGGAACAGCUUAGAAUUGAAAAAAUAAUUGAACAAGAAAAGAAUGAUUAUGAAUUGGCUCGAAAGAUGGAAGCAGAAUGGAAUGGAAGGAGAAAUCCACGUAGGUCAACUAUCAAGCGACAAGUGACACUCAACUAUGCUCUUAGGCCCGCCAAGAAACUAAAGGUCUGAAUUACCUCUUUAGUCUGAAAGCAUUUUAGUUAGAAAAUUCCUGUGGUUGUUAUUUAAUUCUGUUUGUUAUUUUGUUUGUGUCAGAUGACUGAACGAUUGGUUUGAUGUUAAUAAUGAUGAAUAGGAUAAUUCAAAUGUUCAGAUAAAAAAAUGUAUAUCUCUAUUUAUGUUUGUAAUGUAGCAAAGCUUCAGUUGGAACAAAAGCAAUCCGUUUGGAUUAAUGUGACUAUUAUGGGAAUAAUUACUACUUCCUUGAAGACUGUAUGUAUGAUUGCAGCUUACAUUAUUUUUAUUUCUCACCGACUAUUAUUAAUCUGUUUAAGUAAAUUAUAUGUAUGUACAUUUUUAUGUAGAUAGAUGCUUAACUAUCUUAUUAAUUAUAUUAAAAUGGAAACGAUUAUAAUUUAAAUAGUAUGCAAUGUAUAAAUGACGUAAUGGUAGAGGUAGGUUUUUUAAUUUCCAAUGUGUUCCAAAAUAAUGUUGAUGUUAAUGUUGGGAUUUUAGCAAUGAUAUUACAAGAAUACGUUUACCAAUUGGUUAAUGAAAAUUAACUGAGACUGUCUUGCUUUUUGCAGCCAGCGUCAAAUAUAUGGGGCAUUCAGUGUAUUCAAAAGUAAAGAAGCAACCAAAAUACCUUACCAUACUAUGUAUGUUAUCGGUACAAACAGAGUUACUAUAAAGAUAUUCUGUCAUAAAUAUUGCUACAGUGAAAGACUCAAUGUUAUGCAAACAUACAAAAAUAUGGAACAUGUCACUACAAAAGUAAUGAGAUCAAAACAAAAGUUUGUUUGGUGUAAAAACCUUUUUAGUAAUAUAUAGUUAUUGUGUGAAUUCAAUAUUUAGUACAAAAAUUCUAGUUGUAAAAAUGGCAAAACUUGUACAAUCUUACUUUUUUCUUAAAUUUUAUGUUUCAUAGUAGCUCUAUUAUACAGAUUAUUUUUAAAUUUUCUAUUAUUAAAGUCGAGAAUAGCUUGCAAUUAUUCUUUGAAAGCAUAUUUUUAAUAUGAACAGAGAAAUAAAAAAAUGCAUGUCUUAUUGUAAAUUUUUGACAUGUUCAUGGCUUUACUUGACUCUAACUCUCACACAUUUUGUGUUUGAGGUUUACAUCUAAGUAGGUAGUUUAAUUGCUGUGCUCGUUGUAAAUGGGUAGGUACGUGCGAAUUAAUUUCUGAAACAAAAGACGGACCUACGACGUUGUGCUAAAAAAAGAAAAGGACGGCAAUAGUUUUCUAAUACUAUACGAUAUGACGAUAUAUGAUAUAGAUGUUGGACGUAAUACUUAAAAUGUCUAAGUCCUAAAGUUAAUUUACCUAAGUUAUUUUUGAACAAGACUUACAAUGCUUCGAUACCAUUGGUAGCUAAACUGCAC
Messenger RNA from Spodoptera exigua (beet armyworm), 3307 nucleotides. Lineage: Eukaryota; Metazoa; Arthropoda; Insecta; Lepidoptera; Noctuidae. The record is from the annotation of a GenBank genome assembly.